CACCGCCAUCUUCCUCAACUGCUCUGCAGUCUUCGAUAGCUGGAAGACAGAAACAAGGAUAUACCUGUAUACAGGUAACUUAAACUGCGGGCUACAUGAUAUACUUAGGAUAUAUAACAUGCUGAAAUGCACUCUGUUUGUCAAAUGGCUACUGUAAGCUAAAUGCUGAACAGAAAAAAUAGGUCUAAAACCUGGCAAGGUAAAUUGCGAUCAACAAAGAGAAAUAUUGUGAUUGGAUGGUGUCUCACGUGGUCAAUCAAUAGGGAAACUGCGACACUGAAACAACAUUGAGUGAAACAGCCUUGCUACUGGGAGGUCUCACUGCCUAAUCAGGCAAGCAUUGUAAGCUACAAAGAAAAAAAAAAAAGAAAAAGAAAAUCAACCAAUCAGUGAUGGGAUUGUUGCCGCUCCUUGUUCUGGUAUUAAUGGUGUGUGUCUCGGUCAUUGACUCACAAGACUCCUGCAAUCCUAACCCUUGCCUCAAUGGUGGGACUUGCACAAUGUCACCUGAACACGCUUUACAAUGUACCUGUACCAAUCAUUAUUCUGGAUAUUAUUGCACUGUAGGGAGGUGUGGGGAAAAUGGCGUAUGCAUGUAUGAACGUUUAAGGCUGCAUGUUCCACAGAGGAAUGAGAGGUGCGAUGAAAUUUAUGGCUACCUUUGUGUGUGCAAAAAUGGUUAUGACGGGGAUGGAUUUAACUGCACCAGGUCAGUAAGGUGUGGGGAAAAUGCCGUAUGCAUUUAUGGAGCCUUUGGGCUAUAUGUUUCUUCUAUGAAUGAGAGGUGCGAUGAAAAAAGUGGCUACUAUUGUGCUUGCGACUAUGAUUAUGAAGGGGACGGAUUUAAUUGCACUAAAAAAACAAAUAAAUCUCCCAAAUAAAGCAAUAUAAUGAAAACUCUGCUAUAGAAGAUGUCUGUUUGAAGUAACCAGAACUACACAAUUAUCUAAGAAUCACAGGUG
This is a messenger RNA of Lingula anatina, 962 nucleotides long. Its product is annotated as protein crumbs-like. Lineage: Eukaryota; Metazoa; Brachiopoda; Lingulata; Lingulida; Lingulidae. The record is from RefSeq and is a predicted model, not a curated record.